GAGUCAGACCUUAGCUCAACGGCACUGAUUCUUCGGCAGUCUUUUCAACUCGCGAUCCACCAUUAUAAUUUCGAUCUGAAAAUUUCGGUGAUUUUACGGGUGAAAAAGAAAAUACCAGAAGACAAACCAUCCCAGUGAAAAAAUAGUGGUUCCUCGCAUUUGUGGGUGUUUCCGACACCGGAAGUGGCCGAGGAAGAUUCCGUCGACACUGUGGGUUUGCGACGGCGACCCCCGAAAAACACUCCGCGGAACCGAGUUCCUCUUGGAGUCGCUUGGAACAGGUCCAAGGGAAGUGCGUAUCUGUGGAUUUGGAGUGUGUAGUUAGAAAAAAGUGACCACAAUCUGGAUUAAGUGCUGUGGCCAGAAACAAGGAAGCAGUUGGGAGUGAAAUUUAAGCAAAAUAUUAUUUAUUCCAUCCUUCCACAAAAUGGUAGCAGCAGAAAAUUGAUGUCGUCGUCAAAUUCGUUCUUCAGUACGGGUCCAGUCUAAAGACAAUUAGACGGCCACAUUUGCACACUGUAAAAGUUCCGGAUUGCAUGCCGCACAGGGGACAACAUCCCCCUCGCCCCAUCCGUCAGCGUUAACAUCCAGCAGGAGUACAAUCUGUGAUAGUGUUUCUGCAAAGCGAACGCAACAACUACUCUCUGGAUGCUGAACUGAAGCUCCAUCGUGUGCGGAGGUGCCGGAGCUUGUUGCUCGAUUCUUCGGAACAACCAUACGAGAUAUUGGAGAUCUUUGGCCUAAAUGGUCUAAAUGCUAUAAAGUGUGCAGCUAUGAUGCAGAGUAGUACUACUAAGAGUCCUACCAUCACGGUGUUCCGAUUACGAUCGGAUCGUACGAUGCUCGGCAGCUACAUUCCGCUGGUGUUCCCCCCGGGCCGGGUUGCCGGCUGCGAGGAGGACAGAUUGUUCAAAACGCAUGCUACUACCACCAACACUACUACGAUUACUACUGUAAACGGCACGGCUUCCGGCGCACGGGACACGGAAGUGGCCACCACGAACAAGUCUGACUACAUCUACUUGACACAAUCAACGGACAGCAGGGCGUUGCUGGUCACAAGAUUUCCCCUGGAUGACUUGGGCGCCUCCCGAGCGCUCGUUGGCCAUAUUACUGAGCUGAUGCGAACCACUAAUUCUGUGACUUUGAAAUGUGAUUUAAAUGCUUACCUGAAUAAUGUUAGUAUUAGUCGUAACCUAGCACUAGAUCAAUGUACUACUUUAAGCCGUAAAGUUCCGACGGUGGCGGCAGUCCGUGAGAAUCGGUGUGGUGGUGGUGGUUCGUACAUCAGGUUCGACGACCUGCUGGCCAUGGUUGCCGGCGAGAAAGCCCUGCUGAAGCGUCGAUCGGCUCUGGAAUCUCAAGGACGAGUACUGCCACGUUUGCGGCUGUGCGGUGGCGGCGAAGACUCGAUCAACAACGGUACGAGCGCUUGGGGAACGCCACCGACUUCGGCCAACAACACCAGCGCCUGGGGCAUUCCAAACCAGCAACAGCAGCAACAGCAACCCCCGCAGGCCUGGGGUGGAACUGCUAGCAACAACAGCGCCAACAACAAUAACAACAACAACAAUCAACCGACAUCGAGUCAAUCUCAGCGACAGUCAUCACAACAAUCGCAGCAGGAUCACAAUGCCAACAAAGCGCCCCAACAGGGCAGCGGAUCGGCACCAAACGGAGGAGGCACCUCGAACCCAUGGAACCGCAAUCCGACCCAGCAGCAGCAGCAACAACAGCAGCCACAACCGCCAGGACCGAAUCAAAACCAGCAGCAACCACCGCAACAGCAGCAGCAGCCGCAGCCGCAACUUGUUAUGGGAAACAAUGGGAACGUAGCGACCAAGAGUCAACUGGAACAGCUGAGUCAUCUGCGGGAUGCGCUGUUCAGCCAGGACGGUUGGGGUUGCCAGAAUGUUAACCAGGACACGAACUGGGAGGUGCCCGGAUCGCCGGAGCCGCCAAAGCCGGAACCUAGCAGUGCAUCCGGAGGGGGGAACGGUGGUCCAAACCCGCCAGUGGUCACAGGGUGGAAGCCGUGCAACUUGAACAACGGCACCGAACUGUGGGAAGCUAACUUGCGCAAUGGGGGACAACCACCGCCACCGCAGGCUCCUGUGCAAAAGACUCCCUGGGGGCCGGCGAGUAACAUCGGAGGAACCUGGGGUGAGGAUGAUGAUUCUGGCGAGGCAAACGUUUGGAACGGAGCCGCCGGUGGAAAUCCUCCGGCUGCAGCGCCACCAGCGUGGAAUCAAAACAACCCGCCGAUGUGGCCGCCGGGUGCUCCGGGUGCCGGUCCGAAUCCUGCCGCCGUCAAGAAAGACAACGACUGGGCUGGAGUUGGCGUGAUUGGUAACGCAGGUGCUGCGGCAGUUCCUCCGCCGGUUUCUGGCUGGGACUCGCGUGGCGCUCCGGUACCGCCCGUUAACGUUCCCCCGGGACCCAUCGGACAGACCAAUCCGAUUGAGGCGAUUCGCGAGAUUCGCGGUGAUCCUCGCGGUAUAUCCGGUCGACUCAAUGGUAACGCGGGCAUGUGGGAUCAACAGAACGUUCCGAAUCUGCCGACGGCCGCCAAACUUGCUCAAGGUUCGCUUCCCUCGGUCGGCGGUGGAGCCAACAGCCAAUGGAACACGCCGGUUCCGAACAAGAUGCCCGGCGGGUGGGACGAUUCUCCUGCACCAAUGAACAACCGACCCACGCUGGACGACGGUCCCAGUGGACUGUGGAACCAGGGACAACUGUCGCGACAAAACUCGAACAUAUCCAGCUGGAAGGACAUGUCGGCGGACAACGUGGUCCGCACUCCAAUGCCACGAACUCCACUCGGAGGUGGUGCUAAUCUUCCACUAGGACCGGCGGUAUCGCGUGGAGUACGACUCGGAGGCAUGAAUCCCGGCAUGAAACCAGACAGCAGCAUGUGGGGCCAGAACCAGGGUUUGCCGCCGAUGAACGGCUCGUGGGACGAUUGCGCUGGCGCCGGAGGCAUCAACAACUGGGACGAUAAGAGUCUCGGUGCUGCAGGCGGAAACGGUCCGUGGAAUGACUUUGGUCAAAGCAACUUGUGGAAGCAGCAGGGUAAACCGUCGGUAGGCGGCUGGCCAGAUCCGAGCGAUUUGAUGGGCGGCGGUUCUGGCAACGACUGGAACAUGAACAAACCACCGAGCAAGAUGAGCCCGGUGGAGAUCAUUCGCAGCAGCAAGCAGUACCGGAUGCUGUGCGAAAACGGUUUCAAAAAGGAGGACGUCGAGCUUGUACUGCGCACGACCAACAUGAACUUUGACGAGUCGCUGGAGAUAUUGCAACGCCACAACUCUGCCGGCGACUGGCGGGGACGUCCGGACGAACAUCCGGGCAGUGCGUUCGAGGCGCCGUUUUCCAAUCGAUUCCAGGCCGGCCCUGGAGGAGGAAUGCCAUUUUCACAGAACCAGAAUCUGCUGAACAACCUUCCAGGUGUGGGUGGUCCCAAUCCGAAUUUGGCCGCCCUCAACAACCUCAAAUAUCUCUCACAAGGUGGCGCCGGAGGUCAUUCCUCUUUCGGCUCACAACCCGGCGGCGGCGGACCGAACCCGUUGACAGCGGCAGCUAGUAGCCAGCAAAAUCAACAAGCACAACAACCCUCAACGCAACACCUGCGCAUGUUGGUGCAGCAGAUCCAGAUGGCCGUCCACGCGGGCUUCCUCAAUCACCAGAUAUUAAACCAACCGCUGGCACCGCAGACGCUGCUCCUUCUGAACCAGUUGCUCACCAACAUUAGACAAAUGCAGCACAUCCAGAACAACCUCGCCCGGAGCGGUGGCGCCACCGGCGUCAGCACCGUUCAGCUGACGAUGCAGAUUAACAAACACAAAUCUACCAUCAGUCAGCUGCAGCAGCAGAUCGCCGCCCAGCAGGCAAUUUACGUUAAGCAGCAGCAGCAACAACAACAGCCCGGCGGUGGUCCCCACGGGCAGCCGCCAAACGUGGGUCUCGGCGGAGGGGCAGCCGACUUUCUGCGCCAGCAGGAUCUGGUCUCGCUGCAGAACAAUUUUGCCGACAUGGGCAUGGGCAAGGAGCCGGUCACGCCGACCGGUGGAUUCCCUGCGGCUGGCGGCAACGUGGGUGGUGGACCGGGCGUCACUAGUCAACAGUCCCGGCUGAACCAGUGGAAGCUGCCAUCGCUCGACAAGGACGGCGGCGGCGGUGCCAAUGAUCUCACCGAUUUCUCUCGUGCACCGGGCACGACUGCCAAAUCAACACUGUCCACGGCGAGCUCCAACAUUGGCGCUCUAGGGCUGCAGGAUGGAACCUGGUCAUCGGGUCGCUCUACUCUGGCGGAUGGCUGGCCAGAUCAACCGUCCGGUGCCGUUGGCGGCGGCGAGCCCGACAAUAAAGACUGGAACCCAUCACAGGACAACGCAGCAUUCUCCGAUCUCGUGCCCGAGUUUGAACCCGGGAAGCCAUGGAAGGUAAAGGGAGCCCAGCUAAAGAUCGAUGAAGAUCCGAGUAUUACGCCCGGCAGUGUGGCGCGCAGUCCGCUGUCGAUUGCGACCGCCAAGGAGGCGGAUCUGUUUGGAGGUGGCGCUGGUAAGGUGUCCCCGUCGGAUGCGAUGGGACUGGGAGCGUCCGCCUGGGGCAAACCGGGCAAGAAUGUGUGGCCGGACAGUAUUACGUCGAGUGGUGCUGGGGGUGGUGGUGGCGGCGGUGGUAGUGGUUCCGAUCUCUGGGGAACUCCCAUGGGAAAGCCCACACGCGGUCCGCCACCGGGGUUGGGUGCCAACAAAAAUGCUAACGGUUGGGCCGGUGGUGCUGGUGGUGGCCCACAACGGUCCAAUUCCGGUGGCAAUUGGCCAGGUGGAAACGGGUGGGGAUCGUCGUGGUUACUGUUGAAGAAUUUGACCUCCCAGAUUGACGGCGCCACUUUGCGAACAUUGUGCAUGCAGCAUGGGCCGCUGCAGAGUCUGCAGCUGUACCCGAACCACGGAUUGGCCCUGUGCAAAUAUUCUUCCCGCGAGGAGGCCAGUAAAGCUCAACAGGCGCUCAACAACUGUCCCCUCGGCAGCACCAACAUCGGGGCCGAAUGCCCAAGCGAAGCGGACGCCCAAACCUAUCUGCAGCAGUUGGGGGCACCGGCUGGCAGCAGUGGCAGCAUACUUCCACCGAGCAGCAGCGGUCCGGUGACGAGUGUGGCGCAGUCCUGGCGUCAAGCGCCCAGAACUUCCGGUGCGGACACGUGGGGCUCCGGAUGGCCACCGUCCAGUGGAGCUGGUGCAACCGGCGGAAGCGGAGGCGGCGGCGGCGGACUGUGGGCACCGCUCGAGGGAAACACCGCAGGCACUCCUUCCAAUUUGAACUCAUUUUUGCCAGAAAGCUUACUCGGUACCGAUUUGAAUUAGAAGAAAUGAAAGUGUUUUGAUAGUCUCGAACUUGCCCGCGCAGCAAGGCAGUGAACGUUCAUUAUUUUAUUUUCUCUUUAUUUUUUUUUGCUACAAGGUUGUGUUUUAAUCCAUAUUAUACAUUCAACAAUAUUUAUUGUUUUGUUUAUUUUUGAUGAAAUAAAAUCAAACACGAAAAAAAAAAAAAUAAAAACAAAAACUCAAUUGAAUCGCAUAACUCAACGGUGGUGUUUCCACCCCCCCAGAAAAAAAGCGCGUGCGCACUUAUUUUCUCAGUCAAUUUGUCAUCGUUUGAUCGAAACAAUUAAUCAGAAGCACGAUCACCUUCCCGAGGAGCAGAAACGGAGGUACGCCGAAUAAAAAAUCACAUGUUUCUUGGACGAGAGGCAGAGAUUUGCAUCUAAGUUGUUGAAGUUGAUCGGCCCGCGUCGACGACGCGCAUUUUAUACCACACACACACACACACACACACACACACUCUGGAAUCGCAUAAUAACUUUUAUAAGUAAUUGAAUGAACAGAACAUAAAUUUUAAAACAGCAACACUGAAAACAGAGCAUAAACAUUUGAAGUGAAUAAAAAAAAACAAGAAUGAAACGAGACAUAAAACUAGUAUUAAAGAUGAAAAAAAAACAUAAUAAUAGCUGUCUAAGUCAGUUUUUUAGAUUGUAAGGUAAGUAGCAGUAAAAUACUACAGAGAGAUAUAGAAAUGUGAGGUAUAUUAAGAAAAAUUUAAACUAUAUUUAUUAAUUUUAAUAUACAUCAAGGCAAACACAUUAAAUUUACUGUGUAUGAAAAAUAUACAUAAAUCUUGUUAUUGAAUUAUUUUUGAAAUUAUUUAGAUAUCUGAAUAAACAAGCAUGAAUAAGCAGCUAAA
This is a messenger RNA of Culex pipiens pallens (northern house mosquito), 6246 nucleotides long. Its product is annotated as protein Gawky-like. NCBI's taxonomy places the organism in Eukaryota, Metazoa, Arthropoda, Insecta, Diptera, Culicidae. Gene Ontology annotation, biological process: miRNA-mediated post-transcriptional gene silencing; positive regulation of nuclear-transcribed mRNA poly(A) tail shortening. The coding region runs from base 774 to 5369 and encodes 1531 amino acids. The transcript is spliced from 11 exons. Gene Ontology annotation, cellular component: nucleoplasm; P-body. The record is from RefSeq and is a predicted model, not a curated record. Gene Ontology annotation, molecular function: protein binding; RNA binding.